GGACUCAUAAUGAGCACACUUGUAUGUCUGCCAUCUGUACCCAACCCACAUCAUCUCCAGGGUUGUGAUUGGUACUGGCAGAGACACAUACCAUCACAUGACCCAUAAGCCAACCCUUACCACACAGACGUUUGAGCUAAACCCUGAUAUUUACUUAAUUAUCAUGAAUUACAUUCAAAAACAUGGAAUUGUUGUGCCAUUUACACACAGAAAAAAGUUGACAACAGAUGCCACACCAUGAAAAGACAAUAGUCUUGGACCUGCCCCUUUAAGGGCCCUCAUUUUCAAACACACCACACAGCAGUGAAAGAAAAAGGACCUCCCAGUUCCCGCCCCCAUUCACUACUUUGUGUGUGUUUAUCCGGCUGCAGGAAGAAAGGAUCACUGGAAUGCUCAGUCUUUUCAAAGUGGAAGUUGCAGCUUCUCUUCUCCAGCAAAAUCACAAGAUACGAGGGUUGCUUUCUCUCUUUUUAAAAACCUAUUCUAAAUCAGCUGUUCAGAAAGACAUCAGUUGGCUAUGGCUUAUCGUCUGUUUGAAGGCAAAGAGCAUACUUCUUCCUACUGGAAGUAUAGGCCAUCUCCAUCAGAUCAUCUGAUGCAACAGAUCCUUGACUUUGUAAAAAAACAUAAAGGUCAUCCCUUUGAGCUGGCCGUGGAUGUGGGUUGUGGCUCAGGACAGGGCACAGUGCUGCUGGCCAAACACUUUACCUCUGUGGUGGGUACAGAUGUAAGUCCUGCCCAGGUGGAAAUGGCUUUGCAGCAUGCGCAAAAGCCAAACAUCACAUAUAGAGAGUGUUUGGCUGAGGAGCUGCCAUUUGGUGACAGCUCAGUGGACUUGAUGACAGCCAUGUCUGCCUUCCACUGGUUUGACCGACCUCGCUUUCUCCAGGAGGUCCACAGAGUCCUGAAGCCCCAUGGCUGCUUGGCUCUGCUCAACUACACCUUUGACAUGGAGCUUAGCUACCCUGACUGCUGCUCAACCACACUCAACCAAGUCUGCAAGGAGUUUUAUGCAGUCUUGCAUCCUUACCGCAGCCCCCACAUGGGUUCAAGCUCUAUCGAGUUAUACCGGGAGGCCUAUAAAUCCAUCCCUUACCCCGUCAAGGAGUGGCACGACUGUGUGUGGGUGAAAAGGUCCGUGCCUCUGUCCAGCUACAUGGGGAUGGUGGAAUCUUUCUCGUGCUAUCAGGCUCUACUGAGAGAGGACCCGCAGAAAGCCAAAAGACUGUCUCAAGACAUCUGUCAAAGGCUGAUGGCCAUUAUGAAGGUGACCUCUGCGGAGACAGAGGUGGAGUUGGCUAUGAGGUAUUUCUGCCUUCUGGCAUGCAAACCACAGGAACCCUGAUCCGGAUGCCAGCACCCACAGUUACAGCAAAGGCAUGACUGUAGAUGAUGAGACGGAAACGUGUGCUAUCACCGAGUAUUUUAUUAACAUUUCUCUGUGACUGUAACAUCAGAAAAACACUUAGCGUGUUAGAUUUUGUUUCUUGAAAGCUUGAAGUCUCUGUUGUGUCUACAGAUGGCACAUAUUUGAAAGGAAUACUUUAGGUAAUUUUUUGGUAAUACUGUUACCACACACGUCUGUAGGCUAAAUAUGAAGCUGUUAGCUUAACUUAGCACAAAGACUAAGAAUAUGGGGAAACCACGAGCCUUCCAUUACAUGAUGUUUCUUUACACUUUGUUUCUUGUAGGCUUAAACAACUGAGACAUAACUUGUUGUUGGUGCUGAUAUGCAAAUUUUUGUGUGUUUCUUUUCUUUGUGCUCAGCUAUGCUUCUACAAAUUUACCAUGGUGACGUGAGAGUGGUGCUCUCAAAGAAAGAAAUAUCGAACAGUUGUUUUAAAGAUGCAUCAAAUAGUGUUUGGUGUCAGAAAGUUGCACAAAUGAUCAGAUUUUACAUUUUUUUUUAUACUAACAAAUAUAAUAUACAUUCAGUCAGUAUCAGUAUCUAACAUCAACAACAGUCUUCUUCUGCCUCUCAUUUUAAUGUGCUGAAAACUGUGCAGAAUUACAUUUGAUUUGGUGAACAGAAAAUAUUUGUGUGAAGCUUGCAUUAUUCAGUAACUACUCUUAAAUGUUGUAAGUGACCUGUUAUGUGUAAUUAAGCUAAUCAUUUUGAAGUCAUUAUAAACAAAGAGAAACAGAGUAGUAUCUGCAUUUUUUAUGCUAAACACCACUAGAGGGAGACAUUUGAUCAAAUGUGAUUAUUGGUGCUUUCUUUCAUGCGACUGGUUUAUUGUAGGGAUACAUAUGUUGUGUUUUUAUAUGAUGUAUAAGUAUGACAGCUUGUCGUGUUGUGGCAUCUCCCUCUGAUCUGUUCUUUAUCCACUUUCUCAGUGUUAGAAGCAUCUGAGACAUCCUGUGAAACAUUUGUUCACAUUUUAGAGUUGGCAGUGUAGAGAAGUGAUGCCAUCACUCCUUUUGUGCUGUUGGUAGCUGCUGGCAUGACCUGAGGCCACGACCUGAUUCUGACUGAUGCAGGUGUCCUGAUAUUUGUGUUGUCUGCAUCUGGUAGAACCGUUGUCAAAUUGGCUUAGUAGACAGUAAUGACUAAAAUAAUUCUCUGGAACUUUCUAGUGUUUAUCUGGUCAGGCCCAUAAUGUAAUGGAACUGAAGAAGUUUCUCAUCAACAGCCAUAACUUACUGUUUUACAUAAUGAAAUGCAUGGGAACUCCAAAUUGAACCUUUUCAGUUUGUGAUAUUGUUUGAUUCAGUAGAAAUUGGGAGGUAUGAUGGCUUUAGAGCACAGCAGGCUCAAAGUUGGAAAUAUCUCAAUACCAAAAGAUUCAGACUCUUAAUCAAUGUCUUUGUCUUACCCAUUUUCUCCAGUGAUUUAUGAAAGCAUAAUAAUGAUCUUAAUCAUAGAUUUAGUAAAAUCCUCUGUUAAUAGCACAUUUUAAAGCAUGCUGUAAGAAAGGACGGUAAAAUUUUAAACUGGCUUUAAAACUUCAAAUGGAGAUUCAACACAAAUGGAAAGUGAGGCUAGAUUGUUUGAAAUAGCCUCAAGUUUUUGUUUAAAAAAACAUGGCAGCAUCUGGCUAAUCUGAGCUUUCCUUUCUGUCUGUUCAGAUGUCCACUCAGAUCUUUUACAAACAUUGUACUAUUGUCUGGAAGAUUACUGAUAGAAAACGUCAGCUCGUCUCGUGGAGCUACAGACGAAACUCAGCACACUCUGCUUCAAGUGUUUGUUUGGUUUUUUUGUGUGUAUUUUAAUGGUAGGAUGAUACAGCUUAUCAGUGUCACAGAUAUUUUCAGGACUCACGCAGUAUUUGAAUAUACAAAUGUGAGUGAAAUUUGCAUACUCAUUUGCAUUAGCCAGAAAAAGCCUACAUCCUCCUCCACCCGUAUUCAAAGUCAGUAGGAUUUCAUUGAUUCUCAAGAUCAUUUUUAAGUCUUAAAUGUUAAGUCUCUCUCUCUCUUUCUCUGUGUGACAGAAGCAAAUGCACUUUACAUCUUAAGUCAGUGAUGCCAGGCUGUGAUACCUGAACACUUUCAGUGCACUUUGUGUUCACAUAUUGCUGGGUGAGUUGGACAGACUUCAAACCAAACAAGCUGUUCUGUAAAAGAGCGACAGCAUGCCUGGCGUGUCAGCUGUGCAGAUGUUUGCAUCUCCUCAUUGAAAGUGCUGUGUGUAGCACCACUCAUCACAAUCUGUGCUAAAACAAAAAGCCCUGCACGACAGAUGUGGGCAUUUCGUUGUGAAAGAAAUUCUCAUUUAAAACA
Messenger RNA from Scatophagus argus, 3723 nucleotides. RefSeq names its product demethylmenaquinone methyltransferase-like. Lineage: Eukaryota; Metazoa; Chordata; Actinopteri; Scatophagidae. Gene Ontology annotation, molecular function: S-adenosylmethionine-dependent methyltransferase activity. The transcript has 6 exons. The coding region runs from base 518 to 1345 and encodes 275 amino acids. The record is from RefSeq and is a predicted model, not a curated record.